AUGGUUCGGACGGUCGUUGAGCCGACUGCUAAGCAGCCGGUCGGCUGGCCGGGAACGUACCCAGAAAGCGCCGCUUCUUUCCCUCUCGCUAAGUCGUCCAAGCCAGUCGACGAUGAGGAUGAGUGGGAGUUCGAGUACUCCACCACGGAGGAAGAGACAUACUAUGUAACCAUGGACCUUUCGCAUCCAGGCAUGUUUGAGAAGGUCAAAGACACAUUCCAUUCCCAAAACCGAGGCGGCUACAGGCAAUGGUUCAACCCCGUCUAUGCAGACCCCAACAAGAACACGCGACUCCGUCCUACUAAGACCAACGCGAUCUUGCUUGCGGACGAGGAGGACAAGGAUGACGAGGACCUCGUCCCAAGAGAAGAGGAGGACGCAGACGUCGAGAAUGAGAACAACAACCACGAUGGGAACAGAAAUGGAGGCGAUACCGUCGAACCAAACGGCAACGAGACCGUGGACGAGAAUGGCGGAGACGGCGACAGAGAUAUGAUCGAUCCACGGCUCAGAGGCUCGUCGCAACCGGCCGCGCGAGUAUCACCGAGGCCAGCGGAAGAGGUCACUGAGAUCACACAGCCCCAGCCAAGCAAGAAGUUAAAGAGCGUUGGAGACAUCCAGGUACUUGACCUGCACUCCGAUAGCCCGGUCAUAUCCUACAAGGGGCGGAUUUUCUCGGGCAGCUGGGCCAGCAACAUCGGCACUGAGCUCAUCUUCGGCGCGCACGACGAGGUUGCGGACCGUGGCCUGCCGUACCUGCGCAGCCUGUCUGGCGACGUCGACCUCAUGGCCGCGACGUCGGCGCGCAUCCUCACCACGCCCGCGGAUCUCAAACCCAAGAACCCUACGAACGUGGCUGCGCCUCAGCGCCGGCAGGCCCCCGACCGCUACAGAAAAUUAAGGAAAGAGUCUGGAAUCGAGAUCCCUGUUGCGUUCGACAAGCACGGGUUCAGAAAGCCACAGGCCAGGUUUUUGGAGAACAUAAUGGCCAUCAAGCGGAAGAGGGGAGAGAUGGACGAGGUCACAACCAUGACGAAGGACACUACGAGGUUCUUUGUGGAUGCGGAGGACGACCCAGAGGAGGCGCAGCUGCAAAAGAAGAGAAUCAGAGACAGGAGGAGACAGCUGAGGCUGAUGGAGGAGAGAGCGGCAAGGCCCAAGACAAGGAGGAGGCGCGGCAACCGGUGGACGAACAGGGAGCAGGUGGUUAGGUUUGGGGAUAAGGACCCUGAAAGUCAGGGCGAGGACGAGGUUGGAGAGAUUUCCACUAGGACGCCAGGUACAUGGGAAGAUAUAGAGGGCGGCGGUGGAGACGAUGGAGACGAGGCUGAGGAGGAUUCGGCCAUGGAAGAGGAUUAA
Messenger RNA from Diaporthe citri, 1359 nucleotides. RefSeq lists its product as uncharacterized. The transcript has 2 exons. The record is from RefSeq and is a predicted model, not a curated record. Lineage: Eukaryota; Fungi; Ascomycota; Sordariomycetes; Diaporthales; Diaporthaceae. Bases 1 to 1359 code for a protein of 452 amino acids.